AUGACAGUUGCUCAAAUAAAACAGUCAAUCAAGGAUAUUAUACCCUCUUAUGACGGAGAAGAUAGGACAAAAUUGACAAGUUACAUUGACUCAUUAUACAAUUUAAGUUUAAGGCAUUCAAGAGUACUACCGAAUAAUUCAGAAAUAGCUAGAUAUCACCUUUGCACUUUUGUUAUAAUUGAGAAAUAUAAAAACUUAUUUGAUCUACCACAGCCCGAUGUUUCAAGAAUACCUAUACAGCCACAAAUUGCGAAAAAGCUACUAGAAGAUUUUAGAGAGUUUGUUAAUCAACUAUCAGCAUCAAGUACACCCGUUUCAACUCCAAAAAAGCAAAAACCUGCUGCACCUAUAUCAACACCUAGACAAUCAGGAUCACCUUUAAAGAAAAUUCAAGCUCUAGCUUCAUCUCCAUCGCCAUCUCCAUCAAAAAAUUCAACUCGUUAUGAUUUCAAAACCGUCCUGAUAGAAGAAUUUAUCACAUUUUGCAAUGCCUUUUACAUUCCAUCGGAAUUCACUAAACAAAUGCUCAAAACUUUUUAUUCCCACAAGCAUAAAUUUGCGAAAAAGAGUGAUUGGUCAUUAGCUUGUGGUAUAGUUUAUGCCGCGUAUAUGAGAAUAAAUCAUCUUUUAUUAUCAACAAAAAUGGGUGCGAGAUCGGAAUUUAUGACGCUAUUAUUACAAUAUCAAAAAGGUGGUUUACUGAAAGAUUCAUUACAGACAUGGUGUAGUUUAGUAGAAGAGUGGGUGAAAGAUGAACAAUGGGUUCAAGAUAUUGAAAGACAAUACGUCUUUGGUAAUCAAACUAUUGAAGAAAAAAUAUCUGAUGAAGAAUAUAGAGGAAGAAUAGGAGACGGUUGGGAACAACUCGAAAGAUUAGGAGCAAUGAUUCAUGGUGAAGUACUAUAUCAAUCUGAUUCUCAAAUUGAAUAUUAUAAGAAUUGGUCAGAGAAAGCGUGUAAUGCAUGUUAG
Messenger RNA from Lodderomyces pseudojiufengensis, 969 nucleotides. Its product is annotated as origin recognition complex subunit 6. Gene Ontology annotation, biological process: DNA replication. Lineage: Eukaryota; Fungi; Ascomycota; Pichiomycetes; Serinales; Debaryomycetaceae. The transcript has a single exon. Gene Ontology annotation, cellular component: nuclear origin of replication recognition complex. The coding region runs from base 1 to 969 and encodes 322 amino acids. The record is from RefSeq and is a predicted model, not a curated record. Gene Ontology annotation, molecular function: DNA binding.